AUGGAGCAAAGAAAUCAAAAUAUCGUGGACUAUAACGAAAGUUUGCGCAAGAUAUCGAACAGCUUGGAGAAUGCCCUUAAGACCUUUGGACCUUCCUCAAGGCAGUAUCAGACGAUACUUGAGAUGUUGAAAGAAUGUCUCCGGGACAUUGAGAACGAGAGCCAAAAGCAGAGCAAAGCCCAGGUGGUUGACGCAGACAUGCUAAGCAUUGCCAUGGGAUUUUUAGAGAUUGGGAAAUAA
This is a messenger RNA of Penicillium expansum, 240 nucleotides long. RefSeq lists its product as uncharacterized. The record is from RefSeq and is a predicted model, not a curated record. The transcript is spliced from 2 exons. Lineage: Eukaryota; Fungi; Ascomycota; Eurotiomycetes; Eurotiales; Aspergillaceae. Bases 1 to 240 code for a protein of 79 amino acids.